Messenger RNA from Fibroporia radiculosa, 633 nucleotides. RefSeq lists its product as uncharacterized. Lineage: Eukaryota; Fungi; Basidiomycota; Agaricomycetes; Polyporales; Fibroporiaceae. The transcript has 3 exons. The record is from RefSeq and is a predicted model, not a curated record. Bases 1 to 633 code for a protein of 210 amino acids.
AUGUUCCACAUUAUGCUCUCUCUCAUGCUUCUCUCUCUGGAUGGCUCAUCGACCUUCGCAACCGUAACUCUGGAGGCUCGUCAGACCGUAAGCCCAUGCGCAGGGCUUGGAAAUAAUACAUGGAGCAUCACACCGUAUAACUUCACACUUGCUGCCUACAACAUAACAUUACCGAACGCAAAUGUUUCCGGCGUACCUUUGAUCUACGCCCCAGUUCAAGGAUUUACGCCAACUGUAGCAAUAGCGACAUCCGAUUCUUUUCUCGCUGAGUCAGGAUUGCAGCUGAACUAUCUAUACAACAACACGCUCAACCCACGCGAAUCGAACGGAUCUAGUAUUGCUGUAUCCGGAAACCCUGUCGCACAAGGCAUGUCGCUACAAUUCCUACUAGAAUCACAUGGGAACACCUCUUCGUCUGCACAAAUAUACUGCGUCAAGGAUGCCGAGCCAAACGAUGGGUAUCCUUACCCCAUCCUAGCUGUGAACGGAGACGCUGACAACUUCUCGCUUUGCUUGGGACUCUUUCCGCUGGCUACUGAUGUCAGCUACGUCAUCUAUAGACCUAUCCAGAACACAUCCGGUUAUAUUUACGAUAGUUGCUAUUCAGUGCGUUUGAAUGUGCUAUGGGAGUAA